ACAUUUAUUUUUUUCUGUUCAAUUUUUAUAUGUAUUUCCAUUUAUUUGCUUAAAAAAAAUUGUUGAAUAUAUAUAUUUAAAUAGGAAAAGAUGAAAUUCGAAACAAUUGCUAUUGGAAAUAAAGAUUAAUCGUAAAUGUGAUAAUGGACAAUUUUGUGAAUAACAAAGGCAAAAAGAAGAAAAAUAAUAAUAAACGUGAAUUGUGUUUGUUCUACUCUAAUAUUAUAUCGAUCGAAAAAUUAUUAUUUGCAAAGCAAAAUAUUCGGACAUUGAUAAUAAUUGGUCAACGAGAUAUUAGUUCUUUCAGUGCAAUUUCGCAAUUAAUAGAAUUGCAGGAAUUAUGGAUUGUCGAAUGUGGUAUCAAGGAUGUACCAUCCUUCAAAGAAAAUUGUUUAUUGAAAAAACUUUAUCUGUAUUCCAACGAAAUAUCUCACAUACCAAAUUUAGAAGUUUGUUUACAUUUAAAUGUUUUACACCUAGCAGGAAACAAUAUACACAAACUUGAGAAUUUGGAUACAUUAACAUGGUUACAAGAGCUUAAUCUGGCUAACAAUAAAUUAGAAAGAAUAAAUAAAAUAUCUUGGAAAAAGUCUGAACUACGUUGUUUAAAUUUAGCAGGAAAUCCCUUAUACUUUAUAAAGGUAUGUAGAGUAUUUGAAUAAACUCUAUUUGUAUAUUAAUAUACUUUCUUCAAUUACAAGGAUAUAAGAUAUCUAUCACAAUUGCAAAAAUUAAAUUCAUUAAUAUUUACGGAUCCGUUAUAUGGAGAUUGUCCUUUGAUAACAUUUUGCAAUUAUCGCAUAUAUGCUAUUAAUUAUCUUCCACAUCUUAAAAAAUUAGAUC
Messenger RNA from Frieseomelitta varia, 843 nucleotides. Its product is annotated as leucine-rich repeat-containing protein 9-like. Gene Ontology annotation, molecular function: protein binding. Lineage: Eukaryota; Metazoa; Arthropoda; Insecta; Hymenoptera; Apidae. The record is from RefSeq and is a predicted model, not a curated record. The transcript is spliced from 4 exons. Bases 144 to 662 code for a protein of 172 amino acids.